AUGCGAUAUCGCAGCAUCACCACCGCCGUCGUCGGAGCGGCAGGUUUGGCUGGGGCAGCAGCCUCCGGUGAUUUUGCCAAAGUGGGUUCCGGUCCUCCCAAUGGAUAUACAGUCGAGUCCAUGAUCUGGAAGGGCGCCAUAGAGAAGGGCGGCCCCGAGCUGUCAUUUAACGGCACGAUCGAGGAAGUAACGCAGCGUAUCCGAGCCGUCAAGAAAGACUUCACAUGGGGUCCCCUCGCUGACUCUGGCCACACCAUCGAAGAACGUGACACCAAGACCGGAAUAAUCUGCGGCGUAGGCGGCGAAGACGUGUCACCGCACGGUCCAUUAACAGCGAAUGCUGAAGAGGCAGGCGACAACCUCGGCAAGAUUACGGGAACCUGCGGCGUACCCGCUGGACCGAAAACUUGCUCUGUGCUCACGUGUACGAGGAAUGCCGCGGUAUGGCUGUGCAACGACAACGACGGUCCCAUUGCGCCACCAUGUAGCUCUCUCGCCUCGUACGUGGCGGACAUCACUGGGAAGUGCGGCCAGGAUUAUUACCAUGGAGUAAGGUAUUGUAAGGGCCAGGAGUUCAGUUCGGACAAUUACAAUGUUGUAGUUGGUUGGAAAAGUCAGUGCUGA
Molecule: messenger RNA, 624 nt
Organism: Xylaria bambusicola
Lineage: Eukaryota; Fungi; Ascomycota; Sordariomycetes; Xylariales; Xylariaceae
Exons: 4
Coding region: 1-624 (207 amino acids)
Source: RefSeq, a predicted model, not a curated record